AUGUUGAUUAGUCAAUCAGUUGUUAUCCAUAUAUUUGCUGUUCUUGGGUUCUCCGAGUUCGGCACCUCCAUAAGGCUUGACUCGUUCAACCGCGACGGCAUCUCCAAGGCCGACGCCUCCAUAUUCGUCGACUGGUUCGACCGCGACGGCAUCUCCAAGGCCGACGCCUCCAUAUUCGUCGACUCGUUCGACAUAGACGGCAUCUCCAAGGCACUCGCCUCCAUAUUCGUCGACAAGCCUGAUUGCUGCAACAACACUUUCGGCAGCGAGAUCGGCACGACUGGUGGCAGCGACUCUGACACUACUGGCAUCGGCGCUACUGGCAGCGACAUCUUCACUACUGGCAGCGAGAUCGGCACUACUGGCAGCGGCAUCGACACUACUGGCACGAGUACUGGCAGCGAGUUCGGCACAACUGGCGACAACAGCAACAUGGACAUGGAUCAGUUCGAGGAGUUGGAGGUGGAGGAGGCGCCAGCUCCAGCAGCAGCAGCAGCAGCUCAGCAGGCGCAGCUCCCUUUCGCGUUGGACCAGUUCGAGGAGUUGGAGGUGGAGGAGGCGCCACCAGCAGCAGAAGCAGCACCGAGACGGAAGCCAUCGAGGUCGGCCGAGGGCGUCGGCCACGCGAGGGAGGUCAAGUUGAAGAAAGCGGUGAAGGAGCUCAAGCAGAAGUUGAAGGUUGGGGUGGUGGGCUUCAGCGCGCCUGCGACGGUUCAUCCGCACCGUCGCUUCGCCAACCCAGCAAGCUGGGUUGGCGAGGCGGAGAAGGCUUCCCACGAGGCCAUCAUCAGGAACGUUUCCACCAUGGUGCCAGGCUCGGAGCUGAUCACUGGGAGACCUGGGACGGCGUUGGGGAGGAAGCGCAAGAUCGAGGCGUCUCGGAUAUGA
Messenger RNA from Prorocentrum cordatum, 888 nucleotides. The record is from the annotation of a GenBank genome assembly. Lineage: Eukaryota; Dinophyceae; Prorocentrales; Prorocentraceae.